AGUUAAACUCUGUGAAGAAACAAAGCUCUCUGAGUGUGUGGUGAUGUCAUUUCCGUCGAAUGAGGUCUAAUUUUUGAAGCUUCAAAUUGGUACUAUAUCGCUUUGCUAUUAAAUAUAUAAAAAGCAAAUCAAUGCAAUUUCUCCUUCUGCGUAUUUUACUGCAAUGUAAUAAACAUAAAAAAAGUUGUAAUGUCCCACGAGAAGUCUAAUUUAGUAAGAUCUCUGAAGCCCAAAGUACAGUGACAAUCAGUCCACAUGGUGUCACCAAAGAUCUUUGGUAAUGUUCUGUCUGGUCGCUGUAAGCGCAAUCAACAAACACACUUCCGUCAAAUAAGGGCGGAUAUUGCCCUCAACAUCCGGUAGGUGAGGUCACAAGUAAACACAUGGCCGUACGAUUCAUUUUACCGUGUUACAUUUUUGGUGGAAGAAGUAUAGAGCUUUAUACACAUUCACGCAAUGAAAGUUAAAGUCCUCUCCAGGAAUCCGGACGACUAUGUCCGUGAGACGAAGUUGGAUAUCCAGCGUGUACCAAGAAAUUACGACCCGUCCCUCCAUCCGUUCGAGGUGCCAAGAGAAUACACCCGUGCCCUGAAUGCCACCAAGCUGGAGCGCAUGUUCGCCAAGCCGUUCCUGGCUUCUCUGGACGGCCACAGGGAUGGGGUGAACUGCAUGGCCAAGCACCCCAAGAGCCUCUCCACAAUGCUGUCCGGCUCCUGCGAUGGAGAGCUGAAGGUGUGGAAUCUAACCAAACGUGAGUGUGUUCGUACACUCCAGGCCCAUGAAGGCUUUGUCAGGGGGAUGGUAGUCCGCUUCUGUGGCACCUCCUUCUUUACGGUUGGUGAUGACAAGACUAUAAAACAGUGGAAGAUGGAGACUCCUGGCUACGGAGAGGAAGAGGAACCUCUCAAUACUAUUCUUGGAAAGUCUGUGUUCACCAGCAUCGACCACCACCAGAAAGAGGGUGUGUUUGUGACGUGUGGCCAGCAGGUGGACAUCUGGGAUGAGCAACGCAGCAGCCCCAUCCGCUCCUUCUCCUGGGGCGUGGACAGUUUCAGCUGCGUCCGCUUCAACCCUGUAGAGACUGAACUUCUAGCAAGUUGUGCCUCUGACAGAAGUAUUGUGCUGUAUGACAUGAGGGAAGCGACACCUCUUAAAAAGGUAAUCAUGAAUAUGAGGAGCAACACUUUGUGCUGGAAUCCCAUGGAAGCUUAUAAUUUCACCUGCUCUAAUGAAGAUUACAAUCUGUAUACAUAUGAUAUGAGGUACCUGGACAAGCCUUUCACCGUCCACAUGGACCAUGUCUCAGCCGUGCUGGAUGUAGACUACUCUCCAACUGGUAAGGAGUUUGUCUCGGCCAGCUUUGACAAGACCAUCCGCAUCUUCCCCAAAGACAGUGGCCACAGCAGGGAGGUGUACCACACCAAGCGCAUGCAGCACGUCAUCUCCAUAAAGUGGUCGUCAGACAACAAGUACAUCCUGAGUGCUUCAGAUGAGAUGAACAUCAGACUGUGGAAGGCCAAUGCUGCUGAGAAGUUGGGAUUGCUGGCUCCUAGGGAGAAGGCAGCUGUGAACUACAGCCAGAAGCUGAAGGAGAAGUUCCAGCACCACCCUCAGAUCCGCCGCAUCUCACGCCACCGCCACCUGCCCAAGUCCAUCUACAGCCAGAGCAAGGAGCUGCGUGUCAUGAAGGAGGCUCGCCGCAGGAAGGAGAGGAACGUACGCAAGCACAGCAAGCCUGGCUCCAUGCCCGUGGUGACGGAGAAAGAGAAACAUGUGGUCACCGUUGUGAAAUAGGACGCCAGUGACAGUGUGGCGUUGGAGGACUGAAGGACUACUCUGCCUCUACAAACACUUGGGCCACGUUCAGACAUACACAGCUAGUGUUGCAAAAUGUUGGGAUGUUUCCCAAAUUCCUCUGGUUUUCCAGAAAUUCCACGUACUUGGAUUUCCUGCUUGGUCCCUCAUGGUUCCAGGACACAGGAGGUUGGUGGCACCUUAAUUGGGGAGGAUGGGCUCGCGGUAAUAACUGGAGCAGAAUGGGAUCAAAUACAUGGUUUCCAUGUGUUUGAUGUCAUUCCAUUUGCUCUGUUCCGGCCAUUAUUAUGAGCCGUCCUCCCCUCGGCCAUUAUUAUGAGCCGUCCUCCCCUCGGCCAUUAUUAUGAGCCGUCCUCCCCUCGGCCAUUAUUAUGAGCCGUCCUCCCCUCGGCCAUUAUUAUGAGCCGUCCUCCCCUCGGCCAUUAUUAUGAGCCGUCCUCCCCUCGGCCAUUAUUAUGAGCCGUCCUCCCCUCGGCCAUUAUUAUGAGCCGUCCUCCCCUCAGCAGCCUCAUGUAUUCCAGGAAUAUUCCAAACUGGAUUUCUGACAAACCUGGCCACUUGGGAAAGAUACCAGAAUUUUGCAACCCUGCACACAAUGUUGUGGAUCCUUUCAGUUCUAUUCAUGACAUUCUAAUCUGCAACGUUCAAAAGACUGCACCCUCCUGAACACAACCCUAUCUAAAACUUUGAAAGAACUCAUUCCACCUCUCCAAGGCUUAUUAGCAAAGAGAAAUAUGGGUCAAUAUUGUGAAGUCUGCUGACAUAAGUGUCUCAACUGUCAUGGUAAAACGUUGUACCCCCAGAUGAAGAUUUCAUGGAUGCUGUUGUUGGAACAGUAAUUUGGGGAUGAUAUUGUAUUGAAAUAAGAAUACACUAGAAACCAAGAAGAACAACAUGUGUCAAAUAUCACCAGAAUGUUUAUUUUAGAAACUAUCUUGAAAAUGUUUGUCCUCCCUACACCACCACAUACCUUCAGCUAUUGUUUACUGAUUCAGUAACCUUAGAUUGCAUGAUGCUAAGGGUUGACUAUAUUGACAGUGAUUUUUGUAUUUAUUGAUACUGCUAAUAAAGAUGUGGUAUGGAUA
Oncorhynchus masou masou (cherry salmon) is the source of this 2900-nucleotide messenger RNA. RefSeq names its product DDB1- and CUL4-associated factor 13-like. NCBI's taxonomy places the organism in Eukaryota, Metazoa, Chordata, Actinopteri, Salmoniformes, Salmonidae. The transcript has 11 exons. Bases 457 to 1794 code for a protein of 445 amino acids. Gene Ontology annotation, biological process: maturation of SSU-rRNA from tricistronic rRNA transcript (SSU-rRNA, 5.8S rRNA, LSU-rRNA). The record is from RefSeq and is a predicted model, not a curated record. Gene Ontology annotation, molecular function: protein binding. Gene Ontology annotation, cellular component: nucleolus; small-subunit processome.